Gastrolobium bilobum is the source of this 516-nucleotide messenger RNA. RefSeq lists its product as uncharacterized. The record is from RefSeq and is a predicted model, not a curated record. Lineage: Eukaryota; Viridiplantae; Streptophyta; Magnoliopsida; Fabales; Fabaceae. The transcript has 3 exons. Bases 1 to 516 code for a protein of 171 amino acids. Gene Ontology annotation, molecular function: protein dimerization activity.
AUGGCUGGACUUUAUAAAUGCAUUGAGAGGCUGAGUACAAGUGAACAACAAGUGGAUAAGAUUUCAAUUGAAUUGGAAACAUAUAGGAAAGCCAUAGGCAUCUUUGGUAUGAAGGCAACAAUAAGACAGAGAACUAAAAUAGCUCUUGCUCAGUGGUGGAAGAUGUAUGGAACACAGGCUCCAAUUUUGCGAGACCUUGCCAUUAAAGUGUUAAGCUUGACAUGUAGUUCAUCGGGAUGUGAGCAUAACUGGAGCACUUUUGAGCAUAGAAGCAAGCUUGAGCAUCAAAAGUUGCAAGACUUGGUUUUUAUUAAAUAUAACCAAGCUCUUAAACAACGUUUCGAGAGUCGUGAUGUGAUCGAUCCCAUUCUUCUAAAAGACAUUCAUGAGAGUAAUGAAUGGUUGGUUAGAAAAAGGGGUGGAGAUGAUGAAGCUGCUGAAGAUGACUUCAUUUUUCAUUAUGAUACCUUGACUUGGGGAACUGUUGUUGAUUUAAGUGGUGCUGGUGAAGAAUGA